UACAAGAAUCAUGUGUGAAGUGGUGGAUCCCUUUUCCAACUUUCUCACUGGAAGCUGCUCAUAAACGCCAUCUGCUGUUCAAAAGAGUGGAGCGAGUGUCUGGAAAAUGGAUAUCCAGCCUGAACCUGGAAUGAAUGAAAUCAUAUUUAACCACUACAACCACACGGGCAAGUGGGGAAAACCAAAAAGCGACGGUACAUGCAAGACAGCCUUCCUGAUUUGCAUCUGUGCUCUGAUUGUAUUGGAGAACAUCACUGUACUACUGGCGCUAUGGCGCAACAAGCGUUUCCACAGCCGCAUGUACUUUCUUAUCGGCAACCUGGCACUUUCGGACUUGUUAGCUGGAGUUGCGUACGUGGUCAACAUCUUCACCUCCGGCAGCAAUACUUAUUUCCUCAGUCCCGGCCAGUGGCUUCUGCGAGAGGGGAGCAUGUUUGUGGCGCUUAGCGCUUCGACCUUCAGCUUGCUCGCUAUCGGGAUCGAGCGCUACAUGACGAUGGUUCGCCUGCGCCCGUGCGAGACCGCAGGACGGGGGAGGUUGCUAGCUCUCCUGGGAGCCUGCUGGGCCGUUUCGGUCCUGCUGAGCGCUUUGCCCAGCCUCGGCUGGAACUGUUUGGGCCGACUCCACACCUGCUCCACUGUCCUACCGCUGUACGACAAAAGCUACAUAGCCUUCUGCAUCAGUGUCUUCACGGCCCUGCUAGCGGCGAUCGUGGUGCUAUACGUGCGCAUUUACCAGCUUGUGACGUCCAGCGGGCGUAGAGUGAGCUCCCGGCCGUCGGAUCGCUCGCUCGCACUUUUACGCACCGUAGUGAUAGUGCUAGGGGUUUUUGUGGCCUGUUGGGCUCCUCUUUUUCUGCUACUCCUGGUGGAUGUGGGAUGCAGUCCAGAGCAGUGUCCGGUUCUGUACCAUGUGGACUGGUUCAUCGCUCUGGCCGUGCUCAACUCCGCCCUCAACCCUCUCAUCUACACGUUCUCCAGCCGCGAGAUGCGGACCGCGUUCAUCCGAGUGCUGUGCUGCUGCUGUUCCGAGACCCCACUGGACUCUAUGCCUACGGUGGCAGGGGCGGCACUGCCGGGAAUAGUUAUCGCAACCGCGGAGAACAGCAAAUCAAGCAUGGCCGGGGCAGCCAAGUCCUCCCUGAUGCGAAGUAAAGUUCCUACCCCAUCAAACUCCCAUCAUCAGCAUGGGGACACGUCUCAACCAGUCUCAGGGCCAGGUGACCUACUGUCCGCGGUGCUGGUUAAAGCUGGCGCGCUUCCCUCGUUGGGGAAGUUUUGAGACUAUGGGAGUCAGCACAAAAGAGCGGGAAUUUGUUAUUUCCCAAGAUGUUUUGGUCACGGCUCCUGUUUUGUAGUUUUUUCAGCACUCUAAGGAUUACAAAACCUGGAUUUGCUUUCAUACAAAAGACAAUGAGAUUUUAAAGGUACUAUCAAAGCAUGAUUGAACAAAUGCUGACCAAAGGAAACACAAACUGAAUUGACUUCUAACAUGUAUUAAUAUUUAUGAAACUGAGCAUGUGCUAUGAGCACAUAACAUAGAGCCACUACAGAAUGUAAUCACUCGAAAAGCUUAAGUGUGCAAUUUUUUCUAUCAAAAUAACCCAAUUUGUAAAACGGUAUAUUAGCUUUUCAUGAAGGAAAACGCCUUAACAGUAUUAU
Messenger RNA from Rhinichthys klamathensis goyatoka, 1662 nucleotides. It is a transcript of the gene s1pr3a, whose product is annotated as sphingosine-1-phosphate receptor 3a. Gene Ontology annotation, molecular function: sphingosine-1-phosphate receptor activity. Lineage: Eukaryota; Metazoa; Chordata; Actinopteri; Cypriniformes; Leuciscidae. The record is from RefSeq and is a predicted model, not a curated record. Gene Ontology annotation, cellular component: membrane. Bases 107 to 1282 code for a protein of 391 amino acids. Gene Ontology annotation, biological process: G protein-coupled receptor signaling pathway. The transcript has a single exon.